Molecule: messenger RNA, 1461 nt
Organism: Diaporthe citri
Lineage: Eukaryota; Fungi; Ascomycota; Sordariomycetes; Diaporthales; Diaporthaceae
Exons: 1
Coding region: 1-1461 (486 amino acids)
Source: RefSeq, a predicted model, not a curated record
AUGCCUCGCCCAUUAGCCUCAGCCGUGCUCGGGGCUGUCGCCGUGACAGCCUCGUUGAUCUUGUUGAUCCUUCACAUUAUCCUCGCACUACCUCGCUCGAACCCCACAUCACCAACCCGGAUCACUGCGAUAAUAUCAUCCCUUUUGGAGUCGGCGGUGCUGGCCCUGUUAUCGUGGAUCCUCUUCAUUUCUAACAAGAAAGACAACUCAAGGACAGUCAACGGACUUGUGUUUGGCUCCUGUGUUGUUCUCUGCGUCGUCGCGGCUGCACUGACAAUCGCAACACUUAUCUCCCUGUCCAGCAGCGCAGCACUCGGAGACAGCACGUUGGGAUUCCUCGGUGGAGCGGCCGCACUGCUGGUGUUGUCCUUUGUGGCCCAGCUACUUUUCCUGGUCGUACGUUUUAUCGCUGAUCGCACGCAAGAGGAGGGCCAGCAAGACUCGCCCAGCAUGUUGGAAAUUGGUCGCCGUUCGCCUUCAAGCCGGGUGAAAACUGUGCCAUAUUCGAGAACGAGCCCGGCCGAGUCCGCCACGCGAAACGUCUCCAUCGACUCCAAAAGUCCCCCAUCAUCCAGCGGCGGGUUCUCCGCCACAGGAACAAUCUCGUCUAUGGCUUCGUCAUUGACCAACGUCGUACGCCCGAUUUCUUCAAAGACGAGGCUGUUGUCCGGCAGCCGGAGCCUCCGCAGUCAAAGGAGCCAACGCAGCCAACGCCGUGCUCCAUCUCUCGAAUCCAUUGAAUCCAGCGGCUCAGCGGAACGUGGCGUCGGGGAGAGCUUCGACUCGUGGGAUACAUCGUCUGUCGACCCACAGAACCGCCAGACCGUACUUGAAUCGUCGUCACCUGCUACCCCAGGUCGAUUCCUGGAGACGAUUCCGGCCAGUCCCACCACCAGUCGGAGUCCGAGCCCCGGGACUCCACUGGACCUCGAGCCUCCUCGCCUGAGAAGGCGUAGCCGCAGCUUCAGCCCGGCAUCCACGCGCACUCAACCCCCGGCGCCGCCACAGCGGGCCUUUACUCAACAGGCGUCGGCCAGCGAGUCGCACAUCCAUCCACUAUUCCGCUCGGAUUCGCCGACCCCGCCACCACUGGCAAGUCCCGGGACCGUGGUCAUCGCGGCACCUCAAGCCGGCCUCUUAAUCUCCGACCGCCAGUCCAUCCGCAGCUUGAGCCGCAUGCGAAGCGACAGCCUGCCGGUGGCCUCGAGCCCGCUGACAAGGACAGGCUCGUUCGACACAUUUGGCGACGCGAACAAGAGCUUCAGCAUGGCAAGCGACGGCAGCAAGUCCGAGGACUCAGGAGACGCGGGCGAGGCACCGGAACGAAACGUCACGCCGCCAAUCCCUGAUUAUAUCCUCAACGCCGGAUCCAGCACGAGCCUGCAUGCAUACCAAACACGGAAGACGCAGAGCAGAGAAGGCCCUUCCGGUCCGGGGCUAGCUGCUCUGGAGGCUUGGUAA